UCACGUUCGACUCCUACGUGUGCAACCUCUCAUAGGUUCCGGGUAGCAAAAACGAAGUUUGUUCCUGGAGCUGCCUGUGUUUUGAAAGGAUAUCGAAAACGCAUGAUCUUCUGUGUCAAAAACGUAAUUAUUGAUUAAAUAUCAAAACAUGGCGGUGAACACAGGCACAUCCCUGGUUCUGUCCAGUCUGUUCUCUGUGUUGGUGUUUGCUGGGAUGCAGAUGUUCAGCAGGCAGCUGGGCUCUACAGAGUUGCUCACCAUCCUGGGAGGCUUCUUGGGCUCUGUCCUCUUCAUCUGCUCCCUCACAGCCUUCAGUAACCUGGAAAACCUCAUCUUCGGCAAGGGAUUCCAGGUCAAGAUCUUCCCAGAGAUCCUGGUGUGCCUGUGCCUCUCUCUGUUUGCCUCUGGGCUGGUGCACCGUGUGUGUGUCACCACAUGUCUGAUAUUCUCUCUGUUCGCCCUCUACUACAUCAACAAAGUGUCUGCUGCUCUGUACCAGGCAGCCGUUCCCACGGUAAUGCCAGCCAAGGCUGCCAGCAAGGGCAAGAAAAAGAACUAAGUCACUAAUACCGUCAUCCAAUCAGCAUCCACUACAACGGCUAACCAGGCAAGGGAGAAAUGGUGUAGGUUAGCCAAUGACAGUGUACCCCAGUUUCCUUUUUGUAGGUCGAGCCAACCAGCAUUCUUAGAUAUUUUCCUUGACUUCUUAACUCUAUGAUCACUGAUCUCCAAGGACUGGACACCUCUCAGCAGUAUAGAUAACCUGAGACCAACCCAGCCCAUCCAUACACUGUUCUCAGCAGUAUAGAUAACCUGAGACCAACCCAGCCCAUCCAUACACUGUUCUCAGCAGUAUAGAUAACCUGAGACCAACCCAGCCCAUCCAUACACUGUUCUCAGCAGUAUAGAUAACCUGAGACCAACCCAGCCCAUCCAUACACUGUUCUCAGCAGUAUAGAUAACCUGAGACUAACCCAGCCCAUCCAUACACUGUUCUCAGCAGUAUAGAUAACCUGAGACCAACCCAGCCCAUCCAUACACUGUUCUCAGCAGUAUAGAUAACCUGAGACCUACCCAGCCCAUCCAUACACUGUUCUCAGCAGUAUAGGAAACCUGAGACCUACCCAGCCCAUCCAUACACUGUUCUCAGCAGUCAUGAGGCCUGGGGUGGAGGAAAGGAAGCAGUUUGGGAUCUAGCCUGAAUCAUGUCUCUACAUUCCCUACAUCAUCCCCAUGUACUCAGCACAUGCUUGUCUACAGAUCCAUAUUUUUGAUUGAUGUCCUUUUUGUUUUGGUAUAAAAACUUUGUUGUUAAUGAAUUUGUAAUUAAAACCCAUUGAAAAUAG
Molecule: messenger RNA, 1346 nt
Organism: Oncorhynchus mykiss (rainbow trout)
Lineage: Eukaryota; Metazoa; Chordata; Actinopteri; Salmoniformes; Salmonidae
Gene: krtcap2
Product: keratinocyte associated protein 2
Biological process (GO): protein N-linked glycosylation
Source: RefSeq, a predicted model, not a curated record